This is a messenger RNA of Jatropha curcas, 981 nucleotides long. NCBI's taxonomy places the organism in Eukaryota, Viridiplantae, Streptophyta, Magnoliopsida, Malpighiales, Euphorbiaceae. The record is from RefSeq and is a predicted model, not a curated record.
AUGGCGGGUUCAUUUCCCAAAUUAGUCUUUCAUCUUCAUUCAAAACUCAUCACUAGUAAAGGCAGCUCCACUGCAAUUCUUAACUUCGGACCUAAAUUUUUCUCUACUUCAAUUGCCUACGCCGACACAGCUAGCGACUAUGAAACUGACCCACAACUACGACCCCAAUUAAUUGCUGAUGUCUUGUACAGCCUUAAAAAACCUCAUCAAGGUCUCUCUUUAUUUCGCCAAUUGAAAGUCUCGGGCUUUGAACAUGAUGUCUCUACGUAUGCAGCUAUUAUUACAAUCCUUUGCCAUGCGGGUCUUCAAGAGAGACUCGAUUCAGUUUUGUUCGAUCUUAUUUUGUACAAUUCUGUUGAAGCUUCACUCUUGCUUGAUAAACUUGGCGAUAGUGUUGUUGAUGAUGCUGAGCAACCCUCUUUGCUUUUUGAAGUGUAUGAUGCCUUAGUUAAGUUGUACGCUAGAGCUGGACUGAUUGACGAGGCUACUCAUGCAUUAUUUCAAAUGGGUAGGCGAGGAUUCUUGCCUCGAGUAUGUACCUGUAAUUUUCUUUUCGAUAAAGUGAUUAAGAAUAAGAAAUUGGAUAAGGCAGUUGCCACCUUUGAAAAUUUGAAGAAGUUGGGUUUGAGUUGUAAUGAUGAUAAAUAUACUAUUGUAAUGGGUGCCCUUUGUAAAAAGAUGCUUAAAGGAUGUAAAGCAGAUAACAUCCCAAUAGAUGCAAGUGCUUAUGGUGUUGCAAGUCGUGGGUUUUGCAAUGAGAUGAAAUUGGACGAAGCUGAAAGUGUCUUGCUUGAAAUGGAAAAAGAAGGUGUGGUUCCUGAUAUGCAUUGCUACAAUGAACUGAUUCAUGGGUUUUGCAAAGGUCGGAAUUGGCAAAAAGCAUAUCAUGUCCUCAAUGACAUGAUAUUAAAGAAUAUCAAAAUAGACUGUGUGGUUGUUGGAUCAAUUCUUCACUGCAUGUGUGAAAUGGGCAUGUCAUAA